AACACAAACAAUCACAUUAGUGUGCGUUUUCAGAUUGUUUUUAGUUUUAUUUCUUAUUAUUAACAAAGUGACCCAGAAAGAUGAGCGAAACGGUUGCAGAAACUGCAGCAGCAGCAGAAAAUGACGAGCAAGAAGACGACUCAAUGGAAACGCUGCAAGUGGAGGAGGAAGACGAGAAAAAUGUUUCCGCUGAAGAUUUGCUGGGUGGCAAGAGUCUAAUGAUGUCGGACAGCGACAAUGAAGAGGAACCGCAGCUGGCGUCCAAGAGCAGAAGACAGCGACUGCUGGACAGCGAUGAGGAGGAGGAGCAGAAGGAAAAAUCUGUGCAGCAGAAGGAGGAGGAGCAGGCGGAGGCACAGAUGUCGCCCAUAUCCAGCAGACAGCGUCUGCCAGACACUGAGGAGGAAGCUGAAGUUGUAAACGACAAGGCAGGGCAGCAAAUCUCUUCGCCGAAGUCCAGCAGGCAGCGAUUUGCAGCCAUUGAUGAGGAGGAUGAGGAGGAAAUGGCGCCCAAGAUGAGGAAGAAGAUUUCUGCUCUCAUCGAUACGGACAGUGAGGAGGAGCCGCAGAUGGCAGAGGAGCAGCCAAAGAAGCGAAAGAAGAAGCUGACAAAGAAAAAGAAGCAACGAAUGGACAGCGAGAGCGACGGGAACAGCGACAGCCACGACGAAUCCCAAAAAGAACAAAGCGAUGAGGCAGCCACUCCCCCGAAGAACAAACUCAAAGGUUUAGUGGACUCGGAAUCCGAACCAGAGCCAGGGAAUGACUCGGGCGAAGAGCAGGAGAAUGCCACGGAAGGGCACGCCGAGAAACCCAAGAAAGCCAAGGCCAUGCGGGCAUCGGCCAAGCAAGCGCUAGACAACAUGCAGGCCAUCCAAAGCGAGCAACAGCGGCUGCAUCGCGAGGCGCACAUCAGUGUGCCCUACCACCAGCCCAAGCCGCGCACGCUGAAGGAGUUCCUCAGCCGCCGCACCAUCAACACGCCGCUGGCCACGGCCCUGGCUGGCGGCAGUCCUAUGCCCAGCAAACAGCCGAGGAAAUCCUUGGGCCUGCGCAUGAAUCGAGAGGAACUGGAGGCAUAUGCCAAACUGAUGGAGGAACGCGCCAAGGAGGCCACAGAGUUCUUUAAGUCCGAAUCGGAGGGCGAGGAAUCCGACGAGCAUGAAGCGGCGACUGCUGAGGAGAUGCAAGAGAAGCCUGAGGUGAUGGAUGAAGCGGCGACUGAGGCAGAAAGCUUGAACGAGGUAGAGCAACAGGCAGCGGAAACAGCAAGCGAGGAGAUCACAGCAGACUUGCCCAUGGAGCAGCAGCAGGAGGAGCCUCAGGAGGCUGAGCCUGUGGCCUCCACUUCCGCCGCCGCAGCAGCUGCUUUGAGGUUCGCGCGAAUCAACGAAUAUCUGCCACAGCCAGAGGUGCGAGAAUGUCUCGUCACGGAGGUGCUGGAGCUGCCCAAACUGGACUUAAGCACAAUAACUGCCACGACGCCGCCCUCCAAGCCUGCAACGCCACGCCUAAGCGAGGCCAUCCGACGGCUGAAGAUCGAGAAGAGCGCGGAUGUGAGUCCCUCGUUGAGGGGCGAUGCCACAAUGCUGAUUGAUCUGGAGACGGGCGACAUGUUUGCCAAGAAACCCACGGGGGUGGACGAUCUGCUGCAGCGACUGAUGAAAACGCGCGAGGCCAAGAAGCACAAGGCCACGGAGACUGUCAACAUUCUGUCCACGGCGCAUGGCAAACUGGAAAUGUCCAAGGUGAACAUUCAGCUGCAUGAGGAGGAGCCCGUGCACAAGGAUGCGGCGCCUGGUGCGGCCUAUGCCAAAAUGCAGGAGCAGCUCAAGUCGCGCAUCACGCAGAAGCGCAUGGAAGAGCUGCGCAAAAAGCAAGCCGAGGAAGAGGCGCAAGCAGCGGAAGAUGACGAAGAGAUGGGCAUGGAUGUGGACGAGGACGAGGAGGAGGAGGAGGAGGAGUACGAGCCGGAGGAGAAGCCUUGCGCGCGUCAAGUGCACAUCAAUGAGGAUGAGGAGAUAGUGGAGGAAGCGGCAGCUGCAGAGGAUCUGCUGCCAUUGGAUGAAGAAGUGGAGGAACUCGCAGCUGACUCCUCAAGCAGCAGCGAAAGCGAGCCAGAGGCUGAGCCAGCAGCGUGCAAGAAGCGAAAUCGCAUCAUCAAAGCCUUCCCGGACGAUGACAACUCCGAUGAGGACGACUUGGACUUGCUGCAAACGCCGAAGCCGCCCAGCAAUGCCACACCCAUGACGGCCACGCAGCUGCAGCUGUCCGCGCACAAACUCUUCGAGGCGGAGACGCGACGCACGGCCAGCGACGAGGAGAACGAGCUGCUCGAUCUGUGCUCUGGACAGUUUCCGCAGUCCCAAAUGGCGUCCUCAGCAGCGCCCUCGAUGGACACGGCGCUGAUCAGUCAGAUUCCCAUGACACAAUUUGGCUUGGGCAGCAGCCAGGCGCCCGAGGAGCUGGAGGCGUUGUGCUCGGGCAGCUUUGCGACGCAGCAGGGGCCCACGCAGCAGCCUGAGGAAGUGUCCCAGCCCCAGCAGAUAGCCAACAAAAUUGUGUCCAGCGAUGAGGAGCAGCAGCAGCUGGCGACGGACAAACCGCGCAACAAAAAACUCACCAAGAAGAAGCCCAAGAAACGAGCCUUGGGCUUCUCCGAUGACGAAGAGAGCGAAGUGGAGGAGUGCGAGGAGGAGUUGGAGGAGGAGGAGCAGCAGCUGGAGGAACCCCUCGAGGAGAUACCCGAAACCUUUGUCGACUACGACUCCGAGGAGAACGAAAUCCUGGUGGAAAUGACCAAAAAAGAUCGCAAUUUGCGCGCCAGCAACUAUGUGGAGAAGGAGGCGGAACUCUCGGAGUCCGAGUGGGGCUCUGCCGACGAGGAUGAGAAUAAUAUGGACACCUACGACAUCGAGCUGGGCGAUGAGGAUGAGUUCGAUAAGGAGAAGCUGCGCAGCGAGCUCGGACAGAUUCAUGCUCGCAAAAUGCUCGAUCAGGACAUACGCGAGGUGCGCAAGAUCAAGGAAAUGUUGUUCGAGGACGACGAGGGCGCCGUGCGACAGCGUCAGUUUCGCUGGAAGAAUGUGGACAGUGGCUUCAGCCUGGAGGAUCAGCAGCGCCCGGAGAAUGGCGGCGAGGGCAAUGGCGAGGGCAGCGGCGAUGAGGAGAACGAGCACAUGUGGCGCAAGAUUCGCUACGAGCGGGAGCAGCUCCUGCUGGAGAAUGGCCUGAAAGCGGAGGCUGCCACGCCGCUUUCUCCUGCAGGCAACGCCUUCCGCAGACUGAACAUAAUCACAGCCAAAAAGACCACUGUGGAGGUAAAGAAGAGCUCGCCCUUCCUGAUCUCAAAGGGUGCGACUGGUGGACAGCAGAAGAGCACGGUGCGCGGCUCGUUCCUGGUGCGGGACAGCGAGACGCUCAGCAAACUGGCAGGAAUGACCAAGGGACGCGCUGGCCAAGACGGAACGGCAGGGACUGUUUCCACGAAGGCGGCCAACUCCAAGAACUUUGUGUUUGCCACGCUCACAGAGGAGGAACAUGAGAAUCAAAAACGCAAAGCGGCGGAUUUGCUCAACAGCAGCAGCGAAACGGGAGUUAAUUUCAUGAAGAAACCACGCCUGGAGCCACGUCGGGAGAAGUGCCUUAUUGAUCAGCUUCUUUAAUAUAUAGUUAUGUUCUUAAAUUAGCCAUAAACUAUGAUUAGCAAAAUAGUCUUUUAAGUCGUUUUAAAUAAAAACCACAUUUCCAUUAA
Messenger RNA from Drosophila subobscura, 3754 nucleotides. RefSeq names its product claspin. NCBI's taxonomy places the organism in Eukaryota, Metazoa, Arthropoda, Insecta, Diptera, Drosophilidae. The record is from RefSeq and is a predicted model, not a curated record. Gene Ontology annotation, biological process: mitotic G2 DNA damage checkpoint signaling; mitotic DNA replication checkpoint signaling; activation of protein kinase activity. The coding region runs from base 81 to 3665 and encodes 1194 amino acids. Gene Ontology annotation, molecular function: anaphase-promoting complex binding. The transcript is spliced from 7 exons.